Talaromyces amestolkiae is the source of this 810-nucleotide messenger RNA. RefSeq lists its product as uncharacterized. The record is from RefSeq and is a predicted model, not a curated record. The coding region runs from base 1 to 810 and encodes 269 amino acids. Lineage: Eukaryota; Fungi; Ascomycota; Eurotiomycetes; Eurotiales; Trichocomaceae. Gene Ontology annotation, cellular component: membrane. Gene Ontology annotation, biological process: transmembrane transport. Gene Ontology annotation, molecular function: ATPase-coupled transmembrane transporter activity; ATP hydrolysis activity; ATP binding. The transcript has a single exon.
AUGGAGACUUGUGCAGGCCUUGUGACAAUCCGCGCUCACCAAUGGCAAACAAUUUCGAAGCGGGAAUUUCAUGAGCAACUUGAUAGGUCACAAGAGCCGAUAUACUUACUAUACGGAGUGCAACGUUGGUUACAACUCACUUUAGAUCUGGUUGUAACUGGUCUGUCGGUGACCGUGGCUGGUGUGGCCUUGGGUAUUAGAGACAAGACAAGUGUCGGUGCCAUCGGAGUCGCAUUUCUGAACAUGACUACAUUAGGCGAGACUAUGACAAAACUACUGACGUCCUGGAUCUCACUUGAAGUUUUUCUCGGAGCUAUUGCGCGAAUUGAAACUUUCCAGAGAGACACAUCUGAAGAGUCAAACGUCACAUCUUCGAUUGAUGUACCACCAGCUUGGCCCUCAUCCGGCGAGAUCAAGUUUGAAAAUGUUAGCUCUAGCUACUCGUCAGUGACCGAGAAGCCGAUCUGGAGCGUGAAUGGACUCAAUCUGACCAUUAAUACGGGGGAGAAAGUUGCCAUCUGCGGCCGGAGUGGUUCCGGGAAAUCUACAUUGAUGCUUACGUUGCUUUCCCUGAUGGAAACGCGCAAUGGUACAAUAGUAAUUGAUGGAAUUGACAUCUCACACGUGAAACCGUCUGUCCUACGAUCAAGGCUCCAUGUGAUUUCGCAAGAUACUUAUAUACAUGGUGAUACGGUUCGGGACGCUUUGGAUCCAGAGCGAACUUCAAGCGACGAUAUCAUCUGGUCCAUCAUCAAUGAAUGCGCACUCAAACAAAAGAUUGAGUUUACACAAGCUCGAUUUUGUGGUUGA